This is a messenger RNA of Penicillium brevicompactum, 399 nucleotides long. RefSeq lists its product as uncharacterized. The record is from RefSeq and is a predicted model, not a curated record. The transcript has 2 exons. Lineage: Eukaryota; Fungi; Ascomycota; Eurotiomycetes; Eurotiales; Aspergillaceae. Bases 1 to 399 code for a protein of 132 amino acids.
AUGUCUUUCGCACGCUUCGCUCCUAUCUUGAGAACCCGGGUUGCCGCUCCCACCACUGGCUACCAGGCAAUUCGAUCUAUCUCUGCUUCUGCAUCAUACAAUAAGGGAGCGGUGGAUGCGACCAAGGACACACUGAAGAAAGCUGAUCGGACUGUUUCUGAUGCUGCCGUCAAGGGCAUCAACAAGGGUGAACAAGCUGCCCACCACCUCAAGGAUGCCGUUAGUGCUGGGGCCAAGAAAGCACAGGACAAGUCUGGUGAUGUGAAGGGCGAUGCCGCUGAACUAGCAGGCAAGGGCAAGGGCAAGGCCGACGAGGCGCUGGGCCAAGCCAAGGGCAAGGCUAAGGAAGCAGCUGGCGAGGUCGAAGGCAAGGCCCAGGAGGCCAAGAGCAAACUUUGA